This is a messenger RNA of Aureobasidium pullulans EXF-150, 1836 nucleotides long. RefSeq names its product Metallo-dependent hydrolase. Gene Ontology annotation, molecular function: hydrolase activity, acting on ester bonds. NCBI's taxonomy places the organism in Eukaryota, Fungi, Ascomycota, Dothideomycetes, Dothideales, Saccotheciaceae. The transcript is spliced from 2 exons. Bases 194 to 1360 code for a protein of 388 amino acids. The record is from RefSeq and is a predicted model, not a curated record.
AUCAUCUUGUACCUCAGCGUAAGAAAAAUGUUGUGCGACUCUUCAGCAUGUGAAGAAAGGGUCUUGCGACACAAAGAAGAUGCGGCUCUUUCAAGGUUGACUCGCGUACGAUGAACGUCAUCGCUGGGGAAAGCAACAUUUCGAACAUGACCACCGCACUUGAUUCUUUCUAUCAUCGGAAUAAGACAUCAAUAUGGGAGAACACAAAGAUGAAGCCUUCCCGUGGGACUUGGGUGUUUUUGAUGCCCAUUGUCACCCGACAGACACUGUUGCCAACAUCAGCUCUAUCCCGGACAUGCACGCCAGAAUUCUGACAAUCAUGGCCACACGUGCUCAGGACCAAGAACUAGUAGCUGAGACCGCCGACAAGCUGGGUGUUAAAAGCAAGUCGCAAGAAGAUUGGAGCAAGGAGCAGAAAGUGAUACCCUGUUUCGGCUGGCACCCUUGGUUCUCCCACCAGAUGUUCGACGAAGAAACCUACCCAGAUACCACCACUCUUACACCCGACCAGAAGGUCGAACACUACCAGUCCGCUCUGACGCCCAAGCCCGAGGAUCGCGACUUCCUCUUGCGCCUGCCAGAUCCUCGCCCAUUCUCCGUCUUCCUGUCAGAAACGCGCAAAUAUCUCGAGAAGUACCCACUUGCUUUGAUCGGCGAAGUAGGCCUGGACAAACAAUUCCGCAUCCCUGAGGCCUGGCUUCCUGGCCAGAAGACAGAAAGAGAUGAAGCCUUGACACCAGGUGGUCGGGAAGGCAGAACCCUCUCACCUUACCGCGUCUCCAUGGAUCACCAGAAGAAGGUUCUGCUCGCUCAGUUACACCUGGCUGGGGAGCUCGGUCGCGCAACCUCCAUCCACGGCGUUCAGGCCCAUGGCGUCGUCUUCAACACACUCCAACAAACCUGGAAAGGACAUGAGAGAAAAGUCCCCAGCAAACGAGAACGCCGGAAACAGGAAGCCAAUGCACAACAUCAAGCCACUGAACAUAAGGACGAGCAAGUGGGUGAAGAAAGAAAACCAACACCUUAUCCCCCACGCAUAUGUCUCCACUCCUACUCCGGACCAGCAGAAACAGUGAAACAAUACUUGGACCCACGCAUCCCAGCCAAAAUCUUCUUUUCCUUCUCUUCCGUGAUUAAUUUUUCACAUGCCGGGGUGGAGAAGACUGAAGAGGCUGUCAAGGCCGUGCCCGAUGAUAGGAUUCUGAUUGAGAGCGACUUACACACUGCAGGCGAGAGAAUGGAUGGGUAUCUGGAGGAGAUUGUCAGGAAGCUGUGUGAGAUCAAAGGCUGGAGCUUGGAAGAGGGAGUCAAGCAAUUGGCGUCGAAUUGGAAGAAUUUCGUUUUUGGUGAUGAUGCUUGAGUAGCGCAAAGCAAAGAAGCAAUGAAUCUACGGCUGAUGAAUUAGCGAGGCCGCGAAUUGAGACAUUAAUCCCAAUUCAGAAGAGACAUUUUCAGUGUUAUAAUGGAUCACGAAGAUUCUACAACAUCUCGCUUCCAAGACAUCCAACACCUGAGAUGUCUCGUGUAGUUGCUCCAACACGUUAAGAGCAGAAGCGGUUGCUCAAAGUCAAGUCAAUCAUCUCCAACCUUCACACCCUCCUUCCCUGACCGAUCAUCAAUCACCUAAUUACCCUUCUGUCGCGACUCAAUGCCAAAGUCAACCGAUCUACCGACGAGGCCAUCACCAAAUCCUCGCCAACAUCGUCAUCAACCCUAUCCAUCUGCUCAGCCAAGAAGCGGCCGACAAGCUCAUCCACCUUUCUCCAAUGUUCAUCGAAUCUACGACGGGUCAGCGGCUCCAUCGCCCUCGACCCAAAAUCUACAACUCUACAGCCC